ACAGUCAGUCACACUCCCACCGCGUCUCCCCACCUUCCCAACCAACCAGGCCACGGCCGAAAACCCCCGAUCAUGCCGCCGCCGGGCAAACCCUACAUCGCCUCCGGCGCCGCCGGCUUGUCCGCGCGCGAGGCCGACGAGGUCGACCGCGACUACGACUUCUUCCUCGACCACGUCCGCCUGGACGGCCACGGCUACGCGCUCUACAUCCCUUCCAAGGACGGCGUCUCCCCUCCCGAGGUGAUCAGGUACGAGCAACCCCUCGACGGCAGCAAUGUCGGGGCCCCCGUCGUCGGCCCUGAAGGCGGGGGCCGAGGAGGCCCUCCCCCGUCGGAGGAGGGCCCGUGGGCCGCGCGUGAUCCCCCGCGCGCGGCCCCGUACGGCGCCGCUCACCCUCGCGCCGGCGUCAAGCGCAAGGCCCCAGACGCGACCCCCAGCGCCGAGGCCCGGAGCGGCGGGGUCCCCAUGGAAGAGGACGCGCCGGCGCCGGCGCCGCAACCCGCGUGGUACGACUCCCAAGCUGGCAUCGACGAGCAGUACCGCUUCUUCCUCCGGCACCUUCGUAAGGUGAACGAACGCGAAGCGGUGCUCAAAGUGGGGAAUUUGAGGAUCCCUUUCGGGCACGAGCCGCCUGCAGACAAUAGCUACGCCGAGGAGGAGGACGACGCUGAGGAGGAUGAAGAUGAGUUAAUUCCUGCAUCAGGGCAGUCAGGGGAGGACGGUGCUGGUACGGAUGAAGAGGAGGAGGUGUUCGCAGAGAAAGAGGCGGGGGUUGAUUUGGAUUUGCAGGUCGUGAACGUCUCUGAUUCAGAGGUGAAGGAGGAGGAGGUGAGCGAAGAUGAAGAGGACGACGAGGACUCGCAAGAGGAAGAGGUCGACGAAGAAGAUGAGGAGUGGGAGGUGGAGGGGGAGGACUCUGAGGUGGGGCCUGGAUCAGAUUUGCAGGUUGUCAAUAUUCUGGAUUUUGAGAUAAAGGAUGAAAUGGAGGAAGAAGAUGAGUUGAGUGCCCCAGUCAAGGGAAUAACAGAGUCACAGCCAUUGAACAGGGAAGCAAGCUCAAGCAAGGGACAUGCAGCCAUACCUCGCAAUGCUUUGGAACUUCAAGGCGUUAUAUGGCCCCCACAUAUCACUGAGAGGCCAAAUUCAGAUUUCAAAAAGAAGUUGAUGCAGAUUCUCAUGAAACCAUAUAAACAGGAAGAAUAUGAUAGGUACUUUUCCAUGGCUACUAAUCGAACUCCAGUUGUCAAGGAGCGAAGGACCCGUCAUAGUGUGGUGUACUACCCCUGGAAGCAUGAGUUGGGCAAGUCAUACUUUGAUAGUUACCCAGAUCUUGCUGAGCAGUUCAAACUCCAAGACAAUAACUAUCCCAAUCGCUUGGCUCUUUUGCGUGGGUUUUUCUUCUGGUUAGAGAAUGUUGGGCGAGAAGACCAAUUCAGGCCAUGGAGAGAUGACUUCAAAAGAUACCGAGUUGUCUCAUUCACAUGAGAGGGCUGCUAUCCCCUCUGGUUCAGAAUGGAAGUCGUUUCUCGAUUUAGCGUGGUCGCCAGUGUGCAACUUUUGGCUGGUAAUACUCGUGGAGUCAUCGGUAACAUCUACCAGUAUUAGCUCUAGAAACUAUGGAAAAACUAUGGCGUUCUGGAAACCAGUAUCCAAUCACAGUGCCCUACAAACAGAGUUGGCGUUUAGACAGGCGUGUAUCCUUAUUUUGCCCCAGCCUCUAUUAACGUGGGUAUAACUGCAAAAGUAUACAUAUUGCUCAGCGACUGAAUGGAGAAACCAUUCUCUCUCA
This is a messenger RNA of Setaria italica (foxtail millet), 1789 nucleotides long. RefSeq lists its product as uncharacterized. NCBI's taxonomy places the organism in Eukaryota, Viridiplantae, Streptophyta, Magnoliopsida, Poales, Poaceae. The transcript is spliced from 6 exons. The coding region runs from base 73 to 1485 and encodes 470 amino acids. The record is from RefSeq and is a predicted model, not a curated record.